AUGGCAAAAGAAAGUUUAAGGAAAUCAGAACAGAAAAAAUUAGACAAGAAAUUCAAAUAUGAAUUGAAACAAAAGCUCCAAAGGAAGCAGGAGAGCUCACAUUCAAAAAACAAAAAUUCUCUGUCAGAAUUUAUUGAUCCAACAGUUCCCGGCGAGAAGAAAAUUCUUCAAAAUCUUGAUAGCCCAGGCCUUAAUACAUAUAUUCCUGCUAAUAUCAACUCUUCGUGGCAUCAGUAUUGGUCUAGUAUCCCUUUGACCAAUCAUUUCAGAAAUGAUUAUUCGUCUACCUUUUCAAUAAUUGGCUUUCCCCAUAAAUUGAAUGGUGUCAAUCAUUUGGGGACUUCUUGUAAUCAAAUUUUGCAAGAUGCUUUGUUCAGAUACUAUAUGAUGGAAAAUGAAAAUGUUUUAAAGAUCUUUGGCUUCAAUCAUGGUGAUAUUCUUAUCGAGGAUAAUCUUGAAAAGAAAAUAUUGAAUGAUGAAAAAUCCAAAUAUUCUUUGGACAAUGCUGGUUUUCUUGAACAAAUGAAUCAAUUGAGACGCACAAAUCAAAAGCAAGCAAAUAUUCAAUUUAAAACUCUAGGAAUAUUGCUUGAUGAUGAGUUGGUUUAUGAUACCUUGAAUCCAAAAUUUAAAGGUUUGACUGACCGCUGCUUCAUUGAGCUCCAUAGCCAAGGAAUGAUAGAAAGAAAACCAUCAAUGGUGAAUUGGUCAUAUUUAUCAAGCUCACCUGUCUCAGAUACAGAUAUAACAUAUAUGAAUAUCAAAGGUAGAACCUUGAUGAAAGUACCAGGAUAUGAUCAUGAAAUUGAGUUUGGAGCCAUAAAUGAUAUAAUUUACAAAAUUUCAGAUUCUGAUGAGCACUUGGUGAUCGCCACCACAAAACCUGAAACAAUGUUUGCUGAUGUUGCUAUUGCAGUACACCCAAAUGAUAACAGAUAUGUUCACUUGGUUGGCAAGAAGGCUAUACACCCAAUAAAUGGUAAUUUGAUCCCUGUUAUAUUUGACGAUGACUUAGUGGAUAUUAAUUUUGGAACAGGGGCGGUUAGAUUAGCACCAUCAAACAAUCUUAAAGAUUACCAAAUUGGAUUGAAAUAUGGUCUAAAAUUCGUAAAAAUUUUUAAUAAGGAUGGGACUUUGAACGCGAAUUGUGGAAAAGAAUGGCAAGGUUUGAAGAGACUAGAUUCAAGAAGGAAAAUUCUAUCAGUUUUGAAAGAAAAAGGACUACUUAUUGGAUCUAAGGAUAACCCAAUGAGAAUUCAAAUAUCAUUGAAGACUGGCGAUAUUAUUGAAAAGCGCUUACAUAGUCAUUGGUAUCUUAACUUAUCCCUUCUGCCUAACAAAAAUUUUGAAGAUGAACUUCUUCAAGAAUUGAAUCAAGUGAAAAUAUACCCGACAAACUUCAAGGAUGACUUAGUUUCAGCAAUAAAUAGAUCAAGAGGUCAAAGUUUGAUAAUGACUAAUGAAAAAUCGUUGUGGAAGACGAGUAAAAGCCCCUCUUACUUUCCUCAAGUAUAUCAAGAAGAUGACAGCAAAUUUGGUGAUGAGUCAUUUUGGUUUGUCAGCGAUAGCAUAAAGAAAGCUGAACAGUUAUCGAGGGAAAGAUUCCGCGACGAUGAACUCAAAUUAAUUGAUGAUGAAGAUAACCUUGGGUCAUGGUUUUUCGAAUCAACUUUUCCUUUAACAAGCGUGGGUUGGCCUGAUACCCAAACUUUCUAUCCACAUUCCUUGUUGGUCGCCUCUAUUUCCGAUAUUGACAAAAUUGCAAGAUCUAUGAUCGUUUGUUUUCUUUUGACUGGGUUUUUACCAUUCAAGGAGAUUCUAUUGCACCCCAUUGUCACUGAUUUUAAUGACAGAAAGUUGUCCAAGAGAUUGGGAAACUCUUUUGACCCCUUGUUUAUCGUUGAAGGUUACGGCAAGACCGAUAUCGUAGGAAAUCUUACCCAGUUUGCUAAUAGUAAUAAAAAGGACUUAAAAAAGUUGAUAAAAGCUUUUGACACGAAAUUUCCCAAGGGAUUCAAUGAAUUAGGUGCUGAUGUUUUUAGGCUAUUUUUUUUGAAAAAGUUAGGUACGAAUGAAAACUUCACUCUCAAUAAUUUGGCGGAAAUUGACAAUGAGAAAAAAUAUGUUGGGAAAAUAUAUCAAUUGGUUAAAAAAAUCCUAGCUGAAUUGGACGUUGAAUCUAAUGAGUAUGACAACAAUGAUUUUACUGUCAAAUAUGUUUAUGAUAAAUGGAUUCUUAACAAGUUGAAUGAAUUAACCAAAAACAUGAAUAUUAGCUUACAGAACAAAGAUUUUUCGAAAGCGGUUGAGUCUCUUAAUGACUUUUGGCUUGAUGACCUUGACAGGUCAUAUUUCAAUAUAAUCAAGAAUAAGUUAUUGUCAUUGCCUGAAGGAGAUCUUGAUAGAGUAAAUUCAAAGAAAAUAUUGUACUACAUUUGUGAAACAACUUUGAGAUUAUAUUAUCCUCUCGCUCCGUUCAUUAGUGAAGAACUUUGGCAAAGGUUGACCAACAAUGGAAGCAUAUCUAUUGGCUUACAAAGUUUCCCAAAAGCUUAUUAUCAAUUUGAACAUGUUGAGAGUUUUGAAAAACUCUUAGAUUUGAGUGCUUUUGUUGAUAAAUUUAUCAAUUGUUAUGGAAAUAUUAAAAAUGGAGAACUUAUUAUAAAAAUCCAGGAACAUUCAGAUUUAUUUGAUAUGGUUCACGAGAACAGUAAAAUAAUUUUGGAUCUCAAUAAGAAGUUGUCAACAGUUCUGCUUGCUGACUAUAAGAGUCAAAUCAUGAAUAGCACUGAUUAUGUUUCCAAGAGAUACAAUGACUUAAUCAUUGUUUUUCUUUUAGUGAAAGGGACCUUAGAUAUUACAAAGGAAAUAGAAAGAAAUGAAUCAAAAUUAACAAAAUUAAUUAAAAAGAGGGAGACUAUUGAAAAUUUGCAACAUGGCAAGGAUUAUGCUACAAAGUCGUCCCGGGAGUUGCAAAAAAGGCAUGCUAAUGAAUUACAAACUUAUGCAUAUGACAUUUCGUCUAUUGAGGGAGUCGUGGAAUCAUUGAGAGGUAUUAAACUUUAA
This is a messenger RNA of Saccharomycopsis crataegensis, 3066 nucleotides long. RefSeq lists its product as uncharacterized. Gene Ontology annotation, molecular function: ATP binding; valine-tRNA ligase activity; aminoacyl-tRNA deacylase activity. Gene Ontology annotation, biological process: valyl-tRNA aminoacylation. Gene Ontology annotation, cellular component: cytosol. The transcript has a single exon. NCBI's taxonomy places the organism in Eukaryota, Fungi, Ascomycota, Saccharomycetes, Ascoideales, Saccharomycopsidaceae. Bases 1 to 3066 code for a protein of 1021 amino acids. The record is from RefSeq and is a predicted model, not a curated record.